Messenger RNA from Uranotaenia lowii, 846 nucleotides. RefSeq lists its product as uncharacterized. Gene Ontology annotation, cellular component: extracellular region. The coding region runs from base 18 to 836 and encodes 272 amino acids. The transcript has a single exon. The record is from RefSeq and is a predicted model, not a curated record. Gene Ontology annotation, molecular function: chitin binding. Lineage: Eukaryota; Metazoa; Arthropoda; Insecta; Diptera; Culicidae.
GCGUUACUCGAUAAACAAUGAAACGAAUCGCAUUGGUUCUGUUGAUAGUUCAGUUAGUUCAUGGUCAAGAGCGCGACUACUGGAGCUGUAUUGAACCGACCUGUGAAACGGUGGAGGAUCGUCGGGUCCUGUGGCCAUUUCCGGGGGAUCCAAACUUUUAUCAGCAGUGCGAGCAAGUUUCGCCGGUCGCUUGGAGUUUGAAGAGAAGGCCAUGUAAAGAUAAACGGUUGUUUCGUUUCGAUGCUCAGCUGUGUGUUCCAGUUGAGGAAUGGGAAGUGCCGUGUCCGCUGCCCUGGUGCCCGAUAGUAGCUUGUGAAACAACCGCGGAUCUGUUCCAGCUGUGGCCUCACGGAAGAAGUGACAGCUUUUACCAGUGCAUACCAAGGGCUAGCGGUGGCGGUUUUGAGGCUGUAGUUCGGCAAUGUGAGCUGGGAUACAGAUUUAGCGCGUACAACCAGCGAUGUGUGGUGGAACAGCUAUGGAGACCGGAAUGUAUAUUUCAAGAUGGGAUAACGACGGAGCCUCCGACAGACGAACCUGAAGAUACAACGACAAGUGUGGAUCAAACGACGACAACAACUGAGGAUACUACAACUACGACAACACCUGGAACACCGACUCCGGAACCGGAGCGUGGUACCUGUCCAAUCCCCUUAUGCCGAGUCCAGGAUCAAACUCUUUACCCGCACACAGAUUGGACCAGGUUUUGGCAGUGCAUUCCGAACCCCGAUGGGUUCUGGGUCCCCGUAGUGAGGCCAUGUGGAGCAGGUACGUACUUCCACUUUGGCGAUCAACGUUGUGUAUUUAUGGCAGAUUGGGAAGACUUUUGUCUCUAAUAAAGACAUA